Molecule: messenger RNA, 6328 nt
Organism: Pocillopora meandrina
Lineage: Eukaryota; Metazoa; Cnidaria; Anthozoa; Scleractinia; Pocilloporidae
Source: the annotation of a GenBank genome assembly
CUUGUACAGACGCCCGCACGGUGAUAAGUCCAAAUUUUUUCGGCUUUAUAGGUUACUACCAUUUUGCAUAAUUACGGAGCUACGCUCUGCGAGCUCCGUUAUUAUUAUAUUAUCUGAGAUAAUGAUUUGGAAUUAAUCAACUGUUGGGUUUAUUAAUGUUUUGUCCCACUCUUUCAAUCUUUCAUUUUAAUUUUUAGUUGAUCGACUUCCUGUUAUUCUCAGUAUUAUCCUUACUCCUGUCCACAAUGCUGAUCGUCUGUUACAGUAUGGCAGUACACACGGUAUUCACAGGUGAAGAGGUCGGAUCGUUUAGUUGGUAUGCCUACAACAGAACUCCUGAUCAGAAUGUUACACGAACCAAAACCUUAACCACAUUCGUGCUCAUUUUUUCCUGUUUAGAGUUUUUGCUAUGUCUUGGUUCCAUCGCAUACUUUGCAUAUGCUUACAGACGAGAUUUCAAAAAGAAGCCGGUAAGAUAUAUAUGCUUUUUGGAUUUUUUGGUGGUUUUCGUUUUAAGUUAGACGCUAAAAGGGUAAUUCUCAAUUGCGGGUCAUGAUUGACUCUGUAAUGGAUUGAUUUUUUUAAAAGUUUCGCUCCACUAUUCGAAAAAAACAUUUAUCUGAUUUUAAGGUUAUUAUGUUUUUAUUGACUUUUUGUUUAUUUGCGUUUCAACAGAAAUCGAGAAUUCAAGAGAAUGCACCGUGCUCUUACGCCAACGAAUACGUACAAUACUAAUUUUUUAUUGGCGGUAAAACAGCAUUGAAAUAAGCUCUACGAAUGAUCGAAUGUUUAUAGCAGCUUCAAACGGCUCCAGUUCGAACUCAUUCCUUUGUAAAUGUUCAGCGGAAUUAUUUAACACAGUUCGACACACAGAUAGAAGUCUCUUUGGCUUAGUUGUAGUUUGCCAUGAAACAGAAUAUUGUGAUUAAUAAAAUAUAAUUGAUGUAUAUGUGGUUGUCCACUGGGCGUCAUUUGAGUUGCACCCCGCCCAAAUUCAGUACGCCUUGCAUGUGAUGCCAGAAAGAAAAACCCAGCGUAGAUGAAUAAUGAAGAUAAAUUAUGAUGAAAUAAAAAGCAAUAACAUCAGCUGAGGGCAAACUGUCUUUGUCUUCGCAAACCUGUGAGAAACUUUCUGAGUCCGCUACUUGUUUGGCAUAAUUUUUGGCGCGUGCCUAAUGCAUGAUACUCGCAUCACCUGUAAUUUUUCCAGCUAAAGUUUCGGCACGUUCUAAAAUAGGACACCAUUUGAUAUGUAGGCCUUGAAAAAAAUUUACCAGAUUUUGGAGAGCCCCCGUACUAAGUGAACGGUCGUUACUCAUCGCCUUUGGGAAGGAAGGGUGGAAAAUUCUGGUUAUUUCUCGAGGAAAUUUCCUGAUCCCCUCAUAUGGCUCUGCAAUAUUCUCACGACCCCCCCCCCUCUCGUUGACAGUUAAUUGGCAGUCCACUUUCCACUAGUCCCUUUCGCCAAAAUUCUCCCCCCCCCCCCCCACCGCCGAGGGUGAUACUUAAUGAACAAGCGUGGACUUUACUCCAGGCUUCUCUCUUAAACUCUCCUGCAAUAUGGUGGCGCCAGUGAAGAUUUACCUGGUGUUUUAUAAUGUUGUACUGACGCUAGGGUGAGGAUCAGAUCACUUCUCUGUCAUCUUACUGUUUAUGGCAAGAGGCUUGAGUGUAAUAUAGUUAGCACAUAGUACUUUCUGUGAUUUAUGUUUGGUGAAAACCUACGCGUAAACAGCUGAGCUUCCAUUUAUUGUGAUUUGAUCGAGUGCGAAUACUUCUAAUGUUUUUUCGUUAGUGCAGCUUAGAAGAUAUUGAUAGCUCUCAGCAAACUAAAACCUGCGACUGCUGAAACCAAGUUUAAUGUCAGGCAUAAGUUUUCCAGUGAUUUCUGAGUAAAUCCUUGAUUUAAUCAUUAUAUUUAUUACUUAAUACAAUAUGUCAGCUGAUGUUUUUUUCUUGUUCCUCAGUCUGCAGAUCGUCACGCGCUUUGAACUUUUUUUUUAGGCCAACAUUGCCAAAUUGCGUGAAUAAAAUAAUUCCUUCUGUGUGCGCCAAAUGAAAUCUAUUCUAAGUCCCUGAGAGCUUUGACAUAAAAGUUUAUUAGUUUGGUAUUACUAAGCAGUUUAUUUUUAUCAUUUAUUUUUGUCACAUGGGUUCCGUUACCCUUAACAUGCGAGAUAGUUUUCGCGUAUAAGGUUGAGCUUGGAAAUAUGGGGGUAUGAGCGAAUUAUUCGAACAGAAUUGUUGGAAAUCAAUUAAUUUGGGGAUUUUUUAAAAUUAUUGUUCUGUAGAUGGGGUGUGAUUCUUGUCCUCGCAGUACAGCACUUGACAAAGAAGAAUACUCAUAUUGGGCUUUACGACUCGGUGGAAAAACCCCUCAAGAUUUUUCAAUCUGCAGCCAUCCUAGAGGUGAAUGAUUGUCAAACAUACAUGUACAGAACCUAGAACUUAGAACAUUUAAUUUAGCUGUGUAGUCAUGAUUGCAGAAAAAGUAACAUUCUACACAAAAUUGAAAUAACAUUAAAAUAAAUGAUUAGUUAAGGACCUGUAAGGCAACCUUUCUUGCUGUAAGCUAGAUUUCCUAAGUCUGGAAGUUUGUAUCUUGAAGUGUGCUUUUUUGAGGUAUAGUAUAUGUCUAACAUGACUUUUUGUUUCCUCUUGUUCCAGGUAUUACACUGUGCAGUAGGUAUGUAGGAUUAUAUAGGAGCAAAUUUGAUCAUUUUAUAAAAAAAAUAUUUUACCCAUUUGCUCUACAUGUAUUGUCUUAGGCUGCAAGCUGUUAUGUGCCAGUCAAGAUAAGAAAAACAUUUCUGUUCUCAUUGAAGGGUUUGUCACUAUGGGAUACUUUUAUUCAGUGCCAGAAAUUUGUUCCCUUUUUGCAAGUGGUGCAGCCUUUUUAUCUCUUGGUACAAUAUACGGAGAAUAAUCAGGAUCUAAGUAAUAACAAUAAUAAAAAAAGCAAAGAUAGCUACAAACCUUGGUAUAGGUUCUAAAUACAUGCUUCUAAGCAUCUCUUUUCGCUGAAACAUCAUGUGCAUGUUUGUAAAAAAAAUCAAAUAGUAGAGAAGCCUUGUCCCUUGUCCCUGUACUGGGAUAUAGAUGAGAAUUACUUUCAAUGGUGUUCUUUUCCCCACAAAGGUAUAGUGCCAUCUUCAGUUGUUCUUACAGCAUUUCAAGUAGCUUCAAGACUCUUUUUAACCUGGGCAGUGGCUCACAGUGUCCCUCAAGUAAGCAUCUAUCAAAUCUUUAUUAUGCUGGCUUGGUGUGUGUAGAGCUCUGGUGAUUAUUAUUACAUGCAUAUGCCCCACUGCUAAGUAGCUAAUUUUGGCUUUUAGCAUUAUGAAGGAUUCCUAUAUUUGUCCUGAUGUAGGGCUAAUGUUCUAAACUUCAGCUUUAAGAACUUGUGGCCAAUUUACAUUGUUAACUCAGUUUUAAAACCAAAUUAUCUUUUUCUCCCCUUCCUUAACUGCCCCAAGUAAUCCCAUCCUUCCCCAUCCAUUUUGAGGUGAGAUUAAACAGCUAUGUGUAAAAGUUUAAACAGAUGAUAGAUCAAUAAAUAUCAAUAUGAUUUGGUGAGGGAUAACGUGGCUCAAUAUAUUUAAUUUAGAGGUUACUGGUAUUUUAUUAGUUAAAUUAUUUUUUUCUUCUGUGCUUUAGGUUCAUGACAACCCUGGUGUGGCAGGGUUUGUUUUAGCUUGGUCCAUCACAGAGGUUAUUCGCUAUUCAUUUUAUGCAUUUUCCUUGUUGGACAGUUUGCCUUAUAUACUUCAGUGGUGCAGGUUUGUUAACCUCUACACACUAACAUUAAUAUUGAUAUUCUCCACACUGUUCUCAUUACUUUUCCUCUUGUACUGACAAUGAGAAUUUGUUUGACAAUCAGGAGCUUUUCAGAUUUGUGAUCAUUUCCUUUAUUCUCAUGACCUAUGCACUUGAUUACAGGCAGAUACUCUAUGGAGAAAUUAGAGGCCAGUCACUCCUAGGGGUUAAAGAAUUAACAGUUUGUAGGUGUAUACAUUGUAGUUUCAUCAAAAGUUUUCUCAUCAUUAGUUUUGCAAGCUCGUAAAAAGAGGAAAUUGCUAAUCAUAUGCAAUUGCCCACACAGGGUAUUUUUCAAUUGCCUGUUGAAAUAAAUAUUUGAUAGUCUUAGAGUGUAUUGGUUUUCCUUUAGUUGUUCUUUGCUAAAUUAAUUAUAUUUUCUAUCGGAACCUAGUAGUAAAAAGUAAAGCCUAUAUACGGGCCCCUAUCGGAACCUACUUACAAAAUAAUUUAAGUGGCUCAAACUAAAACAUGUUUUUGUGUGCUUUUUACACAGAUAUACUUUCUUUUUUUUCCUCUAUCCCAUUGGCGUGACAGUGAGUAAAAUUAAAGUUCUAUUUUUAAGAGAGUGGAGAUUUUUCAGGGAAAGUCCUGUCCCUGUUCAGAUGAGAUUGUUUGUCAGUUCAUCAUGAUCAUUUGUUUAAUUAUCAGUCAACCCUUUGCACCCUAACAGCCUCCAUAUUCUCCAUACUGUUAUUUACACAAUUUGUAAGGAGCUGAGAAGAAGAAUUGAUAUUAUAAUCAAGAGCUGGUGAUCAUUUCCUUUAUUCUUAGGACCUUAAUGUUUGAUUUAGCAAUGAUACUGUCGGGAGAAUUUUGACGCCAAUCACUUCUCAGGGGUUAAAGAUUUAAGAUGUUGUGUAUGGUUGUAUCAUAGCUGUGUUGAACAGUUAAUCAUUCUUCUGAUGUUUAUUUUAAUUCCUACUGUGGUCUUUAGGGUGAACUGGUGACAAUAUACUCCUCUCUUGGUCAUGUUUCCAAGUCUGGUCUGUACAGUGUGUCCAUGCCAAAUCUUCUCAAUUUUUCCUUUGAUUAUCAUCUCUUCCUGAUCGUGGUGAUGUUCUCGUAUAUUCCAAGUAAGUGUCUUGGUGUCCAUACAUUAAAAUUUUAGAGGGAUUUCCAAUAUUGAACAAACUGAUCCCUAUAUCUAGGUCCUCUUCUUAGCCUCUGUUCUCUGGGGUGCGCAUUGCGUGACAAUCGUUCGGGAUGUUUGCCUUUUAAGGGUGAGCGUUACGUGACAGUGUAGGAAACUACACAUUUAAUUAGACUACAAGGAAAGUAAUAGUAGAAAUGGAAGCCUUUAAAAAAAAAAAAAUACGGUCUCCGAUGGGGAUCGAGCCCUUGUCUUCUAGAUACCAGUAAGACUCUACUACGUACAAACAGCUAAAAAGCUACAGGUUUGGGGAGAGGCAAUUAUUAUUUGGUUUGCAAUUUUACCUUAAGAACUUUAACCCUAUCAAGGUGGCUGUACAUUAUUUAUGUGCAGGAGUCCAAUCGGUUAACCUAAACUGCAUUGCAAUUAAAAUUUCUCUCCGGAAAUUAUUCAAACACGCUGUUAACAUGGAGAUUCACCGUAGCGGUCGAUAUCCCUUGGAAUCUGAGAAUUUGCAAUAGUAGCGAAAAGUGUCUGUUGAUAAAUUUAUCGUCAUAGAAAAUGAUAUUAAAAAGAAAUGAAAAGAAAGUCACGAAAGCUGAUGAAUUUUUUAUUUUACUUAAAUUUCAGUCUUUCCGCAACUUUAUUUUCACAUGAUCCGACAAAGAAAGAAGGUUAUUGGUGGAAAAGUCAAACCGCAAUAACUUGAGGCUCCAACCGUCCAGUUGAAAGGCGGGAGGAACUUAAGUCAAGAUAUGUUUGUUAAUUUUUUUUUUUUUCGAUUUUAACACUAAGUGACGGCGGUGUCAAGCCACAAGUUGAUUGAUCGUUGAACUGUUGUGUAUCCGUGUCUCGAAAGUUCCGGUAACUAACGGCCCCAAGCCAUGCUCUGAGCAACAGUUGUUUGGGUUAUACAUGCAGCUCAAAAGUUAUUUCCAUAUUGUUAUAAUAACUGUUAUUUUUAUCAUAUUAAUUUCAAAACUAUUCGUAUCUCGAUCUUGAGGGAACACACAACGAACAAAAAUCGUUUUCCGGGAUCGGUGAGUACCGGAACUUUCGGCGUAGGAGUGACAUAGGACAUAGUAAGUGACAUUAGUUGGUGUGUGCAAAAUUUAGCUUUGUGUGUUCUCUGCUUCCAAAAAAAAAAUGUGAUUCAUUUUAGCGCUGCGAACGGUUCAGGGGAACAAAAUAACAGUUCUGUUACACUUACGAAUAAGACUUUCACAAAAGUCAUAUUUGUCACUCGAAGCUAAUUUGCCCGCAAGCGGCCUAUAAACGUGUCUAUAAUAAAAUAUAUUUUGAAAAUUCUGAAUAUGUUUUUCAAACAAAGAUAUUAUUUUGAUUUUUGCUAACUACGAGAUGUAAUUUAUUGAUUGAAUACAUUUAAUAAAAGAGCCUUGGGAACAGUAGUUUUAAUUG